CCUUGCGCGAGGCGGCAGCUGGGCACCGCCAUUUUGGCCGGUGGCCGUAGGAACACGCUGUGUGGCUCCCAAGUGAAAACAGGAGCUGACUUGGACUCUACGGUCCCUCCGCAAGGGGAUCAUUUUUCUCCAGUAGAAGUCCUGGAUAGUCUUUCUUAAAACCAUGGCAGACAAAUUAACAAGAAUUGCUAUUGUCAACCAUGACAAAUGUAAACCUAAGAAAUGUCGACAGGAGUGCAAGAAAAGUUGCCCUGUAGUUCGAAUGGGAAAACUAUGCAUAGAGGUUACACCUCAGAGCAAAAUAGCCUGGAUUUCCGAAACUCUUUGUAUUGGUUGCGGUAUUUGUAUUAAGAAAUGCCCCUUUGGCGCCUUAUCAAUUGUCAAUUUACCAAGCAACUUGGAAAAAGAAACAACACAUCGAUAUUGUGCCAAUGCCUUCAAACUUCACAGGUUGCCUAUUCCUCGUCCAGGUGAAGUUUUGGGAUUAGUUGGAACUAAUGGUAUUGGAAAGUCAACUGCUUUAAAAAUUUUAGCAGGAAAGCAAAAGCCAAACCUUGGAAAGUAUGAUGAUCCACCUGAUUGGCAAGAAAUUUUGACUUACUUCCGAGGAUCUGAAUUGCAAAAUUACUUUACCAAGAUUCUAGAAGAUGACCUAAAAGCCAUUAUCAAACCUCAGUAUGUGGACCAGAUUCCCAAGGCUGCCAAGGGGACAGUGGGAUCUAUUUUGGACCGAAAGGAUGAAACAAAGACACAGGCAAUUGUGUGUCAGCAGCUUGAUUUAACCCAUCUAAAAGAACGAAAUGUUGAAGAUCUUUCGGGAGGAGAGUUGCAGAGAUUUGCUUGUGCUGUCGUUUGCAUACAGAAAGCUGAUAUUUUCAUGUUUGAUGAACCUUCUAGUUACCUAGAUGUCAAGCAGCGUUUAAAGGCUGCUAUUACUAUACGAUCUCUAAUAAACCCAGAUAGGUAUAUCAUUGUGGUGGAGCAUGAUCUAAGCGUGUUAGACUAUCUCUCUGACUUCAUCUGCUGUUUAUAUGGUGUACCAAGUGCUUAUGGUGUUGUCACUAUGCCUUUUAGCGUAAGAGAAGGCAUAAACAUUUUUUUAGACGGCUAUGUUCCAACAGAAAACUUGAGAUUCAGAGAUGCAUCACUUGUUUUUAAAGUGGCUGAGACAGCAAAUGAGGAAGAAGUUAAAAAGAUGUGUAUGUAUAAAUACCCGGGAAUGAAGAAAAAGAUGGGAGAGUUUGAGUUAGGAAUUGUAGCUGGAGAGUUUACAGAUUCUGAAAUCAUGGUGAUGCUGGGAGAAAAUGGUACUGGUAAAACGACGUUUAUCAGAAUGCUUGCUGGAAGACUUAAACCUGAUGAAGGAGGAGAAGUACCAGUUCUAAAUGUCAGUUAUAAGCCACAGAAGAUCAGUCCCAAAUCAACUGGAAGUGUUCGCCAGUUACUACAUGAAAAAAUAAGAGACGCUUACACUCAUCCACAAUUUGUGACUGAUGUAAUGAAGCCUCUACAGAUUGAAAACAUCAUUGAUCAAGAGGUACAGACAUUAUCUGGUGGUGAACUGCAGCGAGUAGCUUUAGCUCUUUGUUUGGGCAAACCUGCUGAUGUCUAUUUAAUUGAUGAACCAUCUGCAUAUUUGGAUUCUGAGCAAAGACUGAUGGCUGCAAGAGUUGUCAAACGCUUCAUACUCCAUGCCAAAAAGACAGCCUUUGUUGUGGAACAUGACUUCAUCAUGGCUACCUAUCUAGCAGACCGGGUCAUAGUUUUUGAUGGUAUUCCAUCUAAGAACACAGUUGCAAACAGUCCUCAAACCCUUUUGGCUGGCAUGAAUAAAUUUUUGUCUCAGCUUGAAAUUACAUUCAGAAGAGAUCCCAACAAUUAUAGACCAAGAAUAAACAAACUCAAUUCAAUUAAGGAUGUAGAACAAAAGAAGAGUGGAAACUACUUUUUCUUGGAUGAUUAGACUAAAUCUGAGAAUAUCGAUAAGCCAUUUAUUAAGAGAAACAUUGGGAUUUUUGUUAUAUAAAACUAAUCAGGUCUUACGCCCCACACACUCUGGAACUUGAUGUAUAAUUUAUUUCGUGUAACCUCAAAAAGCCAGUUUUUGUUGUAGUCUGAACAGAGAAAAUUCCACUUUUGUGUUCUUGAUGAGAAGACCCAUUUUAUGUAUAACAUUCUAAAAUGAAGACAUUUCAAAUAAUGCAAAUUACCUCCAAGUUUUCACGAUGUAUGGGAAGAUUUCUCAUAGUUGUGUCAUAUAUAUUCAUGUUCCAAAUACAGUGUUGCUGUAUUUUAAAAACAUUUGAGAACGCUUUCUGUACUUCAGUGGUUUGCCGGGUAUACCAAUAUAACAAAACUGCCCUUGUUUUAAAAGCCAGUUGAAGACUCCACGGAUGACAUUUGAUAAACAUCUAUCAGGAUUAUAGUUUAAGUCUGUAUUAUAUUGUUAAAAUAUAGUACAGAAUCUUCCCUUAUGAAACACCAGUGUUACAAUUUGAGCUUUUGUUAACUAAAGCAUUAUUUGUAGUAUUUUUUGUUGGUUUUGAACAUAUUUAUCAAAAAUAGUUGCAAUAUAUCCUCUCUGCCACAAAAAAACCCUAACAGCUUUACUCUUUUAGUUACUCAGUUCUUUCGUUCUCAGAUUCUGUGUUAAAAGUAAUUAUUCCCAUGGGCAAUAUCAUUUUUUUUAAGCAUACAUUUAUGUAAUCACUGAUCAAGAUUUAGGAAAAAGCAUUUCUAAAGAACAUUUGCUUUCCUUAAAAAAGUAGUCCUCAAUAAUACGAAUCUGAGAGGAGUCCCACUCGGCCUGGUGGAACCCCUGGUGGCAGUGCUUAAGCGCUUGGCUACUAGCCUGUAUGUCAGCAGUUCAAAUCUACCAGCAGCUUCACAGGAGAAAAGAGCUGAAGAUCUGCUCCCAGCAGUGGUUAAGCGCUUGGCUACUAACCUGUAGGUCAGCAGUUCAGAUCUGCCAGCAGCUUCACAGGAGAAAAGAGCUGAAGAUCUGCUCCCGGCAGUGGUUAAGUGCUUGGCUACUAACCUGUAUAGGUCAGCAGUUCAAAUCUGUCAGCAGCUUCACAGGAGAAAAGAGCUGGAGAUCUGCUCCCUUAAAGAUUACAACCUGGGAAACUCCACAGGACAGUUCUAAUCUGUUACAUGGGGUCACUGUGAAUCAAAAUUGACCUGCCGGCACACAACAACCCUAGAUGUACAGUCUUAAAAUCUUCAGUUUUUUUAAACUUCCACAGAUUUUUCUGAUGGGCAGCCAAGGAUUGUGAACCACUUCCCUGAAGGGAACGUCAGUGCAAGAGUCCUGAGAAAGCAGUACAAAGUAUCCCUUGGUACCAAAUUUAUUCAGUCUGAGUUUGGAUAUAGAGGACCCUAUUUUCUAAAUCUAUUUGACUUUUUUUUUUUUUUUUUUAGGUUUGGAUAGUAUGUAGCAAGAGUUCUAAAACGUACUGAAAUCUGUGUGUAGUUCCUGAGUUUGAAUACCAGGAUACUUGUAGAGUAAAACCACUUCAAAUUAUACUCCUGGCUAAUGUACGGCACUGGAAUUAACCGAUCCUAUGAGUGGGGAAGAAAAAGGGGUUUACUAAGUAAAUUAAUGGGGCAAGCAAAAUAGAGGGGAGAAUUAGAAAUUAUUUGAAUAGACUUUUAGAGCUCCUUGAAACAACAGAAGUCUUGAUUAAAACACAAACAGUAUAGUUUAAUUGGGCCCCAUUAGGCCUUUUUUUUUAAUAUAAUUUAUGAGUAAUCCAUAAAUAUGUUGUGAAAAAUACAAAUAUACAAAACUAUGGAAUAAAAAAAUAUGAUGUCCCUCCAUAUUACCCUUCCAAAGAUUACCAGUGUUUAAUAUAUAUCCUUUCAUGUUUUUUUUCUGUGCAAUUAUGUGUGACUAUGUAAAGGGUUUGUUUUGUACAUAAAUGGAUUAUACUAAAAUAAGUAGUGCCUAUUUUUAAGGAUAGGUUAAAUACGUGAAUGAUUAUUUCAAAUAUAUUGAAUAAAAUAAGAUAAAAGCUAUUUUUCUGUACAAAUUUCGUAUUUUGUCCUAAAGAAAAUGCUUGUUAGCACAAUUCUUUCUAUGCAGUUCUAAUAUGUAUUAUAAGCUAGUAAUUUUCAUGUAAAUGAAAUUUUAAAACAUGGAUUUAGAUAUUAAAUUUUUAAAUAGUAACAAAAGGCUUACAGCUGCUAACAUGAAAAACAGGUUUGUCUAUAAAAUCAGUGUUGCCAGCCCAAAUACACAUCAGUGUAAAUGUUAGCUGUUAGAAACAAGACUGCUGCUAUGUCCUGGUUAGAAGAAAACCUCUAAAAUAGUAAGCAGAGAAGCAAGCUGUGGCACAGUUGAUAUAAAAUUACCACUUAUUUAUGUGAGAAUAUUAAAAUACCCAAAAGGAUACUCCAGAAAACAGAUUGCUUUUGGGAGGGAUAACUUGGUGAUGUUGAGAAUAGGGAAGGACACGUCUGCCCAUAUAUAAACAGUACCUUUUGAAUUUUAUAUUGUGCAUGUAGCAACUGUUUUAGGGAGACAGUUUCAUUGGGUUCCACUAAUGAAGUGUAGCCUUAACAGCAUGUUGACACCACAGCUAUUACUUCUACAGUGUAACCUAAAUUUUUACCAUUAGCUUCUUGAAGUCAGUCCUGUAUCUUAUCACUCAGCAUAUUAUGUAGUGCCUCACAUGUAGUUGGCCUACUCUAUUGAAGGAAUAACCCCACAUGCCACAGAAAAUAGCCAGAGUGAAAAACCACUCAGUUGCUUAUCUCCUUCAUGUUUAAUAAUGUAUUUAGAUACAUGUGUAUCAAGCUCUUAACCUAGUGUCUGGCAUAUUGUAAACAUUCUGGUUCAGAAGAUAACUAAUUCUGGAUUGGAGAAUCAGGAAGGGCUAUGUGGAGGAAGUAACUCCCAGGAAAAAAGUGUAACAGCACCUAUCUCACUGGAUUAUAUGGAUAAAUGAGAUAGCCUAGAGGAUCUGACAGACAGAAAUGAGUGUGGGGCAGUCAAGAUACGGUUAGUGGUAGGGGAGGAUGAAUUCAGAUUGUGACGGGCUUUCCAUACCUUUAAGACUUAAUUUUUUUACAUGCUUGGAAGUAGUAUAGGGCUUGAAGAGAAGAGACAAAGCAAGACGAGUUAGGCAGAAUUACUGCUCAGGAUCUUUCUUAUGCUUUUAUUCCUUUGUCUUUUCAUGUUUAUAUUCCAUCCACUUUGCUCACGCAGGUCUGAACUUGUAUAUUCCAACUGCUGACUUGCUUUUGGUGAAGUGUUUCCUCAUAUUAUUUUGGUUUGUGAGCUGAUGUUCAGCCCCUUUCCAUCAUUCCUUGCAAACUUGUUAGGGUAGGCAGUGUGCCCAGCCGUAGUUGGUCUAAGAUAAUCAUGACGAUCCUCUACCCCAUUUCACAUAGGUCACAUGACCCAGUUUGGGACAGUAAGUUGAAAGCGUAAGUCUGUCAGGAUUUUCUGGAAGAGCUUUUACUACCCUAAUGAGAUACUUCUCUGAUACUGCUUCUUGCUAAUGUGGGUAUCCACAGCAUUUUGUGCCCAUGAGGUGACACAUAAGGGAAAUGCCCAGAAGGCUGCAAGGAUGCUAGUCCUGAUACCAAACACCGUACAACUCCCAGCAGCCGUUUACCUCCAGAUUUCGUAUGAAAGAAAAGUAAAUAUUUAACCUACCGAAAAUAAGUCAGUUUUCUGUUGCUUGCCACGAAAAGUAUUCCUCCUAGGCUGAGGUCUGUCCCUACAAAGACUUUUCUUUUGCUUCUGCUAGAUCACCCAAGUUUAUUACCACUUGGAACCACUUUUCAUCUUUCUCAGUUUGGGGAUUACUGGACCUUAAACCUACACAAACAUGGCAACAUUCUGGAAAUUUUCUUUUGAUAAGCUGGAGCCCAGGCCAAAAGAGGGUUUUUUUUUUAUUCAUCUCACAGGGCGAUACGUGCUUUAAUGCACGUGUUCUCCCGUGUCUAUAUCUGUGGUGGUGAUCUGCCUUCCAGUCAGCCACUGACUCAUGGCCAACCCCAUGCACAACACAACAAAAUGCCACUUGGUCUUAUGCCAUCCCCAUGAUUGGUUGCAGAUCAGACCAUCUUGAUCCAUGGAGUUUUCACUGGCUGAAAUGAAAGCCUUCUACCACAUGUACAUCGCUCCUUGUUAAUGAGACUGGCCACCAUCCUCAUCCAUCCCUUCCCAUGGAGGGCACCCUUUGUAUCUCUAUGCCUGUGCCUCUGGUUUCCGGUCUCUAUUUUUGGUCCCUAAGCAUUUUCCUAAAUUUGCAAUCUCAACUAUCACUUUUAAAGACUUUUUAAGAUUUCAUCUAAUAUUCUAGGUAUUUUGUAGCAAGACUUUCUAAUCCACCAUAUUGCCAUCUGGCAUCAGUUUCCUCCCAUGUGAAAUAAAGAUAAUGUGAUUGGGGGAGAAAAUAAAUGGCAAUGUUUUUAAAAGUAACUUAUAAAGUCAUAAAAGACUUAAAUGCUCUUAUUCCUAAUUUGUAAUUUAUAGGAAGCAAAUAAGUUACACAACUGUAGCUAUGUGCAUAGCAAGUGUGUCUUUUAUGCCAUCAGAAGGUGGUUAGUCCAAAGCCAAGGUUCUCAUUUAAAAUAACAAAACUAGCUCACUACAGUUUGUUGAAAUCAGUUAACCUGCCAGUUUAGUAAGGAGAAUAUUCCAGGAAGUAGGGUAUUAAUAAGAACCACACUCUUGAUCCUUUAGGAAUUUUUUCAUUUUCUAAAUGUGCAAAAAUCACAGGAAUGAUACAUGUUUCAAGCUGACUCUGAAGCCCCAAAUGUCUCACCCAUAAGUGAAAGCCAAAAACCCAUGUCUAUAGCUUAUCUUAGAAAAUUAACCUAAGAACUACUAUGUUCUAGUAUCUGGGAUCUUAAAAACUUGCAGGCAACCAUCCAAGAUGCAACAAUUGUCUCUAUUCACCUAGAUCAGCAGGAGACCCAGAAGUCAGAGAAGGAAAUGGACUGCAGGUCUAGAUGCCUCCAUGAACUACUACUGCCUCCUUUGACAAGCAACCAGAACUGAUGGUGCCUGGCCACCAACACUGAACGUUUUGAUCAAGGACUCAAGUCAGCAAGUGCUGAUCAAAAUGGGGGGGGGGGACGACACGUGGAACCAUUCAGGCUGGAAGAACUCUCAAAUCUGUUGCCCGGAGAAAACUUUUCAAUCUUGAACUGAAAUUAUCCCCUUAAGUGAUCUUCAGACUAACAGUUCAGCUGAACAGAUGUUUGCCCUGAUCAUUACACUUUUAAAGAAUUUUAUUAUCAGACCGAAUUGACAACUGUAACUCACAGAGGAGGAGUUUAUUGGAUGGUCUCAGUCAAUGGUGGUGAAACAAUAUGGGGAGAACGAGAACGCUGACACAUGAAGAAUGUAACCACUGUCAUUGAAUUGUACAUGCAGAAAAAAAAUUAAGUGCGUGAUCUGUGUUUUCACCAAAAAAAAUUAUUCUGAGAACUGUAUGAUUCAUACUGUUACAAGCACUUAUAGUCAAGGCACAUGUGUCUUUGAAGAAAAGCUGUAUUUCCUCUUUUAUAGCUGCUUACAUCUCAAACUAUUCCCUAGACCUGAACCUACAGAGCCUUUCAAAUUUCAGUGAAGCUGUAAUAAAUUAUUCGGAAAAAAAAAAAACAGAGCUCUUCUAGUUACAGAGAACUUUCUAGAAACCCCACAUUGGCCAACUGUUGUGAAGCACAGACUUCUCUUGGUCUCACCUUUCAUCCCAUCCACUUCUGGAGUGGCUGAUUCUCCAAGGCCCUACACACACGCUCCUUGCAUCCCUGCUCACACGUUCUACCAAGGCCCCACCCAACUACACACACGCUCCUUGCCUCCCUGCUCACACGUUCUACCAAGGGCCCACCCAACUACACACACGCUCCUUGCCUCCCUGCUCACACGUUCUACUGGACUACACAGGGAAACCCAAUUAGCACUCACACAGCUGUUAGGUACCUGCUUCCCUUUCCUCUCCUUCCUCUCACCAAGGUUGACAUAUAUCAUUCAACUCCUCAGGCUGUCUCAACCAUAUGGUUGGCCAACUCCCUGUAUGAUCUUUAUAUUAGCCCUGGAACCAAAGAAAUCACAAGCAGAAUCAAGAGACAAAAUUUAAUAUAUGCACACAGUUUUAUAUAUCUAGUGCAGCAUCACACCAUGUAGGGCAUUUACUCUUAUUUUAUACAUUCAGGUAGGUUUGAAACACUUCUUAAGGCUACAAAACAGAACAUAGAAAAAUAAACAGGAAUAUAUUCAACACUUACAAAAAGGGAUAUGAUAAAGAAUAUAAAGUACUAUUUUCCUUUCGACACUUCAAAAGAUAUGUAUAUAUACUUUUUUUUUUUUACAAGUAACAUCACAAAUGAUCACAUCUUCACAUGCUUUUAAGUAUUAUUUGUACUCAGUGUAAGGCUAUUAUCAUUUUUCAUACAAAAAUUUUUUCUAACUCUGUAACAAUACACUUUUUAAUCCAUUCAAGUAAAUUCAACCCCAAAGUUGCUAUUUCUCAGCAUUAAGACAUGCACCCACCCGUCUUCUAGGAUCUUCCAAAACUUGUACUUCAGGGAGUAAAAAGUCUCUCUUUAAAAAAAAAAAAAUCCUAAUUAG
Messenger RNA from Loxodonta africana (African savanna elephant), 8593 nucleotides. RefSeq names its product ATP binding cassette subfamily E member 1 (gene ABCE1). Bases 164 to 1963 code for a protein of 599 amino acids. Lineage: Eukaryota; Metazoa; Chordata; Mammalia; Proboscidea; Elephantidae. Gene Ontology annotation, molecular function: ATP hydrolysis activity; iron ion binding; ribosomal small subunit binding. The transcript is spliced from 18 exons. The record is from RefSeq and is a predicted model, not a curated record. Gene Ontology annotation, biological process: ribosomal subunit export from nucleus; translational termination; translational initiation.